GUUCUCCCUCGCCGUACACAUUACGUCCUCUUCUCCACGUAUCUGGGGUAUCUGCUGUAUUCAAUCAGCACUCACACGUCGCAAUACCGAACAGAAUAUGUCUGGAUCGAUUAUUCUAUGGGAUCGGGGCUAGGGUUUUGUGUUUUCAAUGCUUUGCAUAUGCUCGUGCCCAUUCAGGCUUGAGUGGCCAAAGAGGGUGUAUUGGGUUUGGCGCGCUGUAGUGUCCUUGCGUGGUAUAGGGUGGAAUUAUCAGAUCAUCCUACAGGAAGCACCUUUCCUCCGAAACUUCAACUCACCGUAUGAAGCGAAUGAUUCGAUUCGCUCCCUUCCGUAUCUUCAACGGGUAGUCUGUGUAGCUACCUGGUUUCUCGGCGGAUACGCUGGGAUUCGUUUCUAUUAUUUUACUGUGGCGCUGGUUUGUGUGAGUCUCGGGGUCUCCGACCCACAAAAUUGGCCGGAGGCUUUCGGGAGUUGGAAGCAGGCGUAUAGCGUAAGGAAUUUCUGGGGGAAAACUUGGCAUCAGUUUAUCAGACGGUUCUGCGUAUCUCCAGGAAGAAAACUCGCCAAAAUGCUCGGUGUAGCACCCAAAUCCCUCACCGCAGCGUCAAUCCAACUCUACGUCGCUUUCUUCGUCUCGGCUUUGUUGCAUUCUCUAGGCGAUUACAUGGUCGGUCGAGAUUACGUUGGGAUAUCAUUUCAGUUCUUCUGUUUGCAACCUUUGGCCAUCACGUUUGCAGAGCUUGUCAAGAUUGCUGCACUGCGACUUGGAUUGAAAAAUAACUUGUCCAAGCCUUCCACUCUACCAGUUCGAGUAUGUACUCCUGCUAAUGCUAGGGCCACUGUGAAGAGAGUGUUUGGCUACAUGUGGGUGGUGUGGUGGUUUACGACGACGGCGCCGUUCUUGAUCGACCCUGCGAUGCAAGCUGGACUUCAUAGAGAUCUGAUAUUUCCGCGUUCCCCUAUACGAUCUGUUGUCAAAAUGUUGUUCAGUGAAUGAAUUAGGAAUCUUCAAUCAAUCAACGUCUGUCAAAGCAUGACUUUACC
This is a messenger RNA of Lentinula edodes (shiitake mushroom), 1044 nucleotides long. RefSeq names its product membrane bound O-acyl transferase family-domain-containing protein. The record is from RefSeq and is a predicted model, not a curated record. Bases 149 to 997 code for a protein of 282 amino acids. Lineage: Eukaryota; Fungi; Basidiomycota; Agaricomycetes; Agaricales; Omphalotaceae. Gene Ontology annotation, biological process: lipid metabolic process. The transcript is spliced from 5 exons.